Molecule: messenger RNA, 1410 nt
Organism: Suricata suricatta (meerkat)
Lineage: Eukaryota; Metazoa; Chordata; Mammalia; Carnivora; Herpestidae
Product: putative tripartite motif-containing protein 75
Exons: 1
Molecular function (GO): zinc ion binding; protein binding
Source: RefSeq, a predicted model, not a curated record
AUGGCAGUCCCAGCAGCCCUGGCGGGACUCCAGGCAGAAGCCAACUGCCCCGUGUGUCUGGAUUACCUGAGAGACCCCAUCACCACCGAAUGCGGGCACAACUUCUGUCGCUGCUGCAUCCAACAGUCCUGGGCUGACCUAAGCGACGGAUUCCCUUGUCCCGUCUGCCAUCACACAUGCCCAGAGAGGCACUUGAGGAGCAACACGCAGCUGGGCAGGAUGGUUGACACUGCCCAGCUCCUCAUCACCAGGAACAAGAGGAAGAGUCAGGACGAGAGGCACCUGUGUGAGAAGCACGACCAGGUCCUGAGCCUCUUCUGUGAGGAUGACCUACAGGUGUUGUGUCCCAUGUGCGUGCAGCCCCCUGACCACCAGGGCCACCGGGUGAGGCCCACGGAGGAGGCCGCCUCUCACCACAGGCAGAGGCUCAGCAGUUACAUUGAGCCGCUGAAGAAGCAGGUGGCCGAUAUUCAGAAAUUAAUAGCUAUUCAAAGCAAAAAACCCGUAGAGCUGAGAGAGAAGGUAGAAAACCAAAAGCUGGAAUUACUUACUGAAUUUGAGGGUCUGAAGCAAUUUCUAGAACGUGAUCAAGAAGCAGUUCUUUCGAGGUUAGCUGAUGAAGAGAAGGACACUCAGCAGAAACUGAACGCAAACAUAACUGCCUUUUAAAACUACAUUUCCAUACUCAAAGGUCUGCUGAGUAAAGUAGUAGAGAGCAGUAUGCUGUCCGAGGUGGAAUUGCUAUCACAGACUAAACAUCUCUACAGGAAGUCUGAGGAGGGGCUCUGUCCACCAAUUUUCUCAGUCCAAUUACGAAGAGAAGGCUGUAGUUUUCCUCCCCAGUAUUCUGCGUUGCAGAAAAUUAUUAAGAAAUCUAGAGUGGACGUUACCCUAGAUCCUGAGACGGCACACCCUAAGUUGAUUGUCUCCGAGGAUAAAAAAUACGUGCGAUUUACAAAGAGAAAACAAAAUGUUCCUGAUUUUCCAAAAAGAUUUACAACCAACACAGUGGUCCUGGGUCUUCCAUAUUUUUAUUCCAGCAGGCAGUUCUGGGAGGUUGAAGUGGGAGACAAGCCUGAAUGGACUGUCAGGAUUUGCAAAGACUCCCUUGCCACGAAGGCCAGGAGAUGUCUGUCAUCAGCCUGGCAGGGAUGCUGAAGGCUGCAGCUGCUGGAGGAUAGAUACCAGGCGGUGGGAGAGGUUACAACACUGCUGCAGUUAGACGGGAAACCCACAGGCAUUGGCCUUUUCUUGGACUGUGAGCUGGGUGAGAUCUCAUUUUAUAACGUAGCUGAGAAAUCUCACAUCCAUACUUUCACUGGCACUUUUAUUAGACCUCUUAGGCCUUAUUUCUAUGUAGGACCCGAUUCCAAGCCUCUCAGAAUCUGUGCUGGAACAGAUUGUGAGUGA